CGUGGAGGGGAACCUGUGGGCGUGGCAUUGAAGUCUCCGAGGUGACGGCACUGCACGCGAGCCAGUUAGUCCCCUGACACACGUCGUGGUGAAGAGGCACUAGAAACACCACCACCACCACCCCCCACCCUCACCUCUCUCCCGCACACACCGCCACGCUGCACUGCAUUAUUGCACUGCAUCGCCUUUUCGUUUUUGUUUUUUUUAUUAUUAUUUCUUAUUUAGGAAGUUUUGUGUUUUUUGCGGUUAACGAAGUUGGUGGGCUGUACUGAACACCCAUGGCCAGUACAGAACACCCAUGGCCAGUCCUUAACACCCACGGACAGUAACUGAACACUCACGAACCACACUGAACCCUUUAUGAACCGCACUGAACCUCUCCAAUCGUACCACUCCACGUGUCUCGAUCUCCCACCAGCAGACUCUACACGUUUCGAGACCCAGCAAAACCAUCCUCUUCGGCAACGCAGCUCCGACGAGGUGCGAUGGUGUGACAACUUUGGUGAUUGCAAGGAUUUUCUGAUGCAAGAGUUGGGACUUUAAAUACUCAAAACACAUGACCUACAGCUUUCUACGGUGUGUCUGAAAAAAGGAAACUGUAAGAAAUAACCAUAUAUAAGUUUCGUUCUACGAGAAACUAGUGCACGUUUUUUUCCGCAAAUAACAAUCACGUCAUCCAAUUUCCAGUGAUAAGAAAGUGGUAUUUACUAUGAUAAUAACGAGUGAAAGCAUCAGUGGCCGCUUCCCAGUGCAUUGGUAACUGACUCUCGCGACAAAGGACGAUGCAGGCGCUCUCGACGCAGCCCAGGAGCGAGGCCGUGACUCUCUUCGCCCUCGCCCUCGUGCUGGCGACGACCCGGGCCCUCGCGCCCUUCCGCGGCACCACCGACUCGGCGCCGACGGACACCCUGAGCAGCCCCCUCCUCGACCCUUACCCGUCGGCGACCCCGAGCCUCGCCGACGUCGAGUCCCGCUCGCUGGUGCCCCUCCGACGCCUUCACCAGAGCCGGGAUCCGUGGCGUCGGCGGGACCCCGCCCCCGUCAGGAAGGCCGACCGGUGGUCAGACACCAUCCGGAGGGCCGAGGCGGAGAGGGAGUCGGAGAAGACGCGCUGGUGGGUGAGCACGGAGCCCCGCGUCACGCUGGACACACCCACCACAGACUACACGCCCUCGCCGCCCCGCCCCGCCCACACCGACGCCUUCGCCGGGGCCCUCGCGAAGCCGCCCUUCGGCCACAAGGACAGGGACCCGUUCAAGCUGGGCCCCGCCCCGCCCAAGAAGGUGCCCUCGCGCUUCAGACCCAGGAAGCCCAGCGCCGCGCCCGCCACCUCGCCGACGCCCACCUACUGGUCCCCGCGGCCACAGCCCACGCCCACCCCGCCGCCCACUUACUGGUCCCCGCGGCCCCAGCCCACGCCCACGCCGCCGCCCACCUACUGGUCCCCGCACCCACCGCCCACCACCCUCUACGAAGAGCCCGCCGUCCUCCCGCCGCCCCAGGACCUCCUGCCGUACGUUCCACCUCGACGGCCAAGGUGGUUCUCACUUGACGAGCUCUUCCGCAUGUUGACGGAGGGCGGGGGCGGCCAGUGCGUGGGCGGCGAGGGGCGUGUGGGCGUCUGCAUGUUGCGGAGGAACUGUCAUCGCCUCGGAGGCACGCCCACCACUGCCUGUGCCUUUGGCUACGGGAACUGCUGUAUAGCAGCCAUGAGGAACGACUGUGGGUGGGAGGCGACGAGGAACCGCACCUACUGGUCUUCUCCCGGUCCUGGUAGCCAGGUAGUGACGACCGGUGCCUCCUGUGUCCUCAAUGUCCGGAAACUGUCCAACAACAUCUGCUCCAUAAGGCUGAAUUUCUCUAGGUUUUCGCUCACACCACCUAAUGAAGGGAACUGCUUGAGAGACCACCUAGCUGUGUCAGGACAAAACAUAAACAACUUUAUCCCCAAAGUCUGUGGAGAGAAUUCUGGCCAACACAUGUACAUUGAUGUAGACAAUGUCCCAGGACCUGUGGAAUUGAGAAUAAACACUGUAGGAAUCGGAUUCGAUCGAGAAUGGGAGAUAGAGGUGACCCAGAUCGAGUGCAACAGCCUUUACAGACCGCCCAAUAACUGUCUUCAAUACUUCACAGGGAGCCAAGGAACCUUUUCCUCUUUCAAUUACGUUCCAAAUUUACCCUCACAAUACUUGAAUAACCUGAACUAUGCUACCUGCAUACGAAAAGAGGCUGGUUUUUGUUCCAUUGUCUACACAACGACACCCACCUCUGCAACACAGUCCUUUGAACUGGUGAACUUUGUCAUCUCUCCAAGUGUGGCAACCUCUGUGGUCCCAGCAGGAGAGGCUGGCAUUGGCCUUAUCCAAUGUCCAGAUGAUUUUGUUAUAUUGGCUGGAACCAGACUGUGUGGCGACCGGUUAAAUGAUGGUUCGGCUGUUCCUACACGGACUGAUAAUGGCCCAGUGACUGACACUACAAACGGGCCCUUCAUCGUCCAGUUCCGAAGCAACGGGCAAAAUGCAGGACAGGGAUACCAGUUAACGUAUCAGCAAAUCCCAUGCUAGCAUUAUAAAUAUUAGUAGAUAUAUAAUUUCUGUAAUAAUCUUGUAUGAAUAAUGUAUAUAAAUGUUCUGUACUUUAUGUAUAUAGAUAUAUAACUGUAAGCGAUCAUAAUGAAAAUCAUUUGUAAAAAGGCAUUCAGGAAUGUGUGAGUUUGUAAUGUAAUAAUCAAGUUACUGUACAAAGAAAACAUUUAAUAGUAAUUGUGUGUAUUCUUUUUCAAUAAUUAUAGGAGAUAAUACAUACCUGCAGUCUUUAGACCUUAAGAAUUAUAUAUAAUCUCUAUAUCUUAAUACAAUGUUACUAAUGGACAAUUCUUCAUUUAUCAAAAUAUAAUGCAAAAAUA
Messenger RNA from Penaeus monodon (black tiger shrimp), 2905 nucleotides. RefSeq lists its product as uncharacterized. NCBI's taxonomy places the organism in Eukaryota, Metazoa, Arthropoda, Malacostraca, Decapoda, Penaeidae. The record is from RefSeq and is a predicted model, not a curated record. Bases 783 to 2564 code for a protein of 593 amino acids. The transcript is spliced from 10 exons.